AUGAAAGGACCAGAGGCAUGCCCAAUAACCCUUCCUACCUUAGAAUCCCCCCUGCCCAACAUAAGGCAGAGGACAACUGGCUCCCCUGUGUCACACACAAAUGUCCUAGUAUUAUUUGGUGGUAAUUCCCAGAACUCCCCUGCUGUUGGGUCAGUUAGAAAAUCCCAGCGGUCUUGGAGAGCCCCAUCUGCUACCACUGCUUCUGCAGGUGUUUCAUGUACAAGAUCUGAUGAAGGUGCCAAGAGUAAAGAUAAGAAAAGACCAAGCACCUCCCAGGCACGGCCCGGCACUGAUAGUUCUUGCAGAAUCCCUCUAGAUCAGAAGGCAAUUCAGUUGGUACAAUUCAUGCUUUGCAAGCAUAACAUGAGGGAGCCCAUAACAAAGGAAGACAUGAUGAGUCAUGUCAUCCAAAGGUCCAAGAAGCACUUCCAUGAGAUCCUCAGGAGAGUCUCUGAGCUAAUGGUACUGGCCUUUGGCAUUGAUGGGAAGGAAGUUGACCCUACGAGGCAUGGCUACACUCUUGUCAGCAAAUUGGAGCACAUGGGUGAUGGGAGGCUGAGUGGUGAGGAGACCAUGCCCAGGGCGGGCCUCCUGGUGACUAUCCUCUGUGUGGCCUUUAUGAAGGGCAACUGUGCCACUGAGGAAGACAUCUGGAAAGUAUUUAAUAUGAUGUGUAUAUAUGCUGUGAAGAAGCACUUCAUCCAUGGGGAGCCCAAGAAGCUCAUCACUCAAGCUUUUGUGCAGGAAAGAUACCUGGAGUCCCGCCAGGUGCCCAACAGUGAUCCUCCAUGCUACGAGUUCCUGUGGGGCCCAAAAGCCCACACUGAGACGACCAAGAUGACAGUGCUGGAGUUCUUAGCCAAGAUCCAUGAUAUAGUUCCCAGUGCUUUCCCAUCCUGGUAUGAAGAGGCAUUAAGAGAUGAGGAAGAGAGAGCACAGGCCAGAGUAGCAGCUAUGCUGCAUACUGACGCCAUGGCUAGUGUGCUUCCCAGGGUCAGUCUCAGCAGCCUCUCCCACCAGUAA
This is a messenger RNA of Hipposideros armiger (great roundleaf bat), 1023 nucleotides long. Its product is annotated as melanoma-associated antigen B10-like. The record is from RefSeq and is a predicted model, not a curated record. Lineage: Eukaryota; Metazoa; Chordata; Mammalia; Chiroptera; Hipposideridae. Gene Ontology annotation, biological process: negative regulation of transcription by RNA polymerase II. Gene Ontology annotation, cellular component: nucleus.